Molecule: messenger RNA, 1149 nt
Organism: Fraxinus pennsylvanica
Lineage: Eukaryota; Viridiplantae; Streptophyta; Magnoliopsida; Lamiales; Oleaceae
Source: the annotation of a GenBank genome assembly
AUGCCUUUUUUGCGUGAGCUAAAAAUUAGGGCUUCUUCCUUCCGCUCUCCACCGCCACACCCCGACUGCCGGUUCCAAAUCAAAUCAUUGACCUUUUCUGGCUGUCGUGUCGUUUUUCUUGCUUUGCCUUCCAAUCAAAUGGCAGAUAGCGAAUCUGAUAAGAACAUUGAGAUAUGGAAAAUAAAGAAAUUGAUCAAAGCAUUGGAAUCCGCUAGAGGCAACGGGACCAGCAUGAUAUCACUUAUAAUGCCUCCACGAGAUCAGAUCUCUAGGGCUACCAAGAUGCUUGGUGAUGAAUUUGGAACGGCUUCAAACAUCAAAAGCAGGGUGAAUCGUCAAUCAGUGCUUGGGGCCAUCACUUCUGCCCAACAAAGGCUCAAGCUUUACAAUAAGGUUCCUCCAAAUGGUUUGGUUCUUUACACUGGUACUAUUGUUACUGAAGAUGGCAAGGAAAAGAAAGUGACGAUUGAUUUUGAGCCUUUCAAACCCAUCAAUGCGUCAUUAUACCUUUGUGAUAAUAAGUUUCACACAGAAGCUUUAAACGAACUUUUGGAAUCUGAUGACAAAUUUGGUUUUAUAGUAAUGGAUGAACUUGCCACACAAUUCUUCAUUAAUCCCAAUACAAGCCAGCCUAAUGUUUCUGGCCUUAUACUUGCUGGUUCUGCCGACUUCAAGACCGAAUUGAGCCAAUCAGAUAUGUUUGAUCCCCGUUUACAGGCCAAGAUACUCAACAUUGUUGACGUUCCCUAUGGUGGGGAAAAUGGUUUCAAUCAAGCUAUUGAGUUGUCGGCAGAGAUUCUAUCAAAUGUUAAGUUCAUACAGGAGAAACGCUUAAUUGGCAAGUAUUUUGAGGAGAUUAGUCAGGAUACUGGGAAAUAUGUAUUUGGUGUAGAUGACACGCUGAAGGCACUUGAGAUGGACACCUCUGCAGAGUUGGAGGUUCAGGAGAAAUUGCCAUUACGCGAGUGGUUUGCCAAUGAAUACAAGAAGUUUGGUUGUACACUUGAAUUCGUCACAAAUAAAUCACACGAGGGGUCACAAUUUUGCAAGGGAUUUGGUGGCAUUGGGGGCAUUCUUCGCUAUCAGCUUGAUAUAAGAUCAUUUGAUGAACUCUCUGAUGAUGGAGAAGUCUACGAAGAUUCUGACUAG